AUUCGCUCUGAUAAGCUGCCAGGGUAAGAAUCAAGAACCUUUCAUCUUGUGGGAACCCUUGGCACGUCCUGUUUGAGAGUGCUUCUCAAUUGUUGCUUCUGAUAUCUCAGUGCUAUGGGAAGCAGGUGUCUGCCCCUGCUCUCAGGUCUCACUGUCCUGCUGGCUCUGUCAGGAUCACAUGUCAAAAAUUCUGAAGGUCUCUGUCCCAAGUGCCCUGAAAAUGCCAGCUGCUCCAACAGUACCCACUGUGCUUGUAAAGAUGGAUUUCAGUCCGUGUCUGGGAGGAAGUACAUUGAGCCCCAUGAGAAGUGUGAAGAUAUCGAUGAGUGUGAGACUGGUCUGGCAAAGUGCAAGAAGAAAUCCUACUGCAGAAAUGAAAUUGGAAGUUACUACUGCAGCUGUGUCCCAAAUUCUGUCUUCAACUUUGUGGCUGGCUUAUUUAAAUUAGAUUAUAAACAGUGUUAUGAGGCCACUGGUGAGGAGAUACAGGUCUCAAGGGGCAUUCAGGAAAUUCUGAUGAACAAUGGAAGCAAAAAUCACACUGCAAAAGUGGCGACCCAAGUACUUCAAGACAUGGAACUGAUCGUAUGGACUGAGACUUUAGCUUUUCCAGGAAAGUAUGAGAAUUCUACGCUUGGUAUAGUUUAUGAAACCAAGAGGUGCAAUGACACAAGUGAGAAGACUCUUCUGGAGGCUGGAAAUAACACUAUGGAUAUCAACUGUACUGAUGCUUUCAAAGGAACCAUAGGAGAUAGAAGUGCAGUUGCACUUAUCACUUAUCAAUCUCUUGGGAAUAUUCUGAAUGGAUCUUUUUUUAAUGAUGGAAGAGGGACACAGGAAGUGAAACUGAACUCUCGUGUCACAAGUGGCACCAUUGGUAUGAAGGAAAAAGUAUAUCUCUCUGAACCUGUGUUCCUGACCUUCCAAAAUAUACAGCCUGGUGGUGCAAGAGCAAAAUAUUUCUGUGUCUCCUGGGAUGCAUCAGAGGAGGGGGGCGCCUGGUCAACGCAGGGCUGCUCUCAUGUGGGCAGCAAUGAUUCACACACCCGAUGCAAAUGCUUCCACCUUUCCAGCUUUGCUGUUCUCAUGGCUCUUGUUCCCAAGGUGGAUCCUGUGCUGACUAUGAUCACCUAUGUGGGGCUGAGCCUCUCUCUGCUGUGCCUCCUCCUGGCAGCCCUCACCUUCCUCCUGUGCCGACCCAUCCAGAACACCAGCACUUUCCUCCACCUGCAGCUUUCCAUUUGUCUCUUCCUGGCCCAUCUGCUCUUCCUAACAGGGAUUGACCAAACUAAGCCUGAGGUGCUGUGUUCCAUCAUCGCUGGUGUGCUGCACUACCUCUACCUGGCCUCCUUCACCUGGAUGCUCCUUGAAGGGCUACAGCUUUUCCUAACCGUCAGAAACCUCAAGGUGGCCAAUUACACCAGUGCAGGCAAAUUCAAGAAGAGGUUCAUGUGCCCUUUUGGCUAUGGGGUUCCAGCUCUGAUUGUGGCUGUGUCUGCAAUAGUAGCACCCCAAAAUUAUGGAACAUAUGAUCGCUGCUGGCUCAAGCAUGAUAAAGCGUUCAUCUGGAGUUUUAUGGGACCAGUGGCAGUCAUUAUCUUGAUAAACUUGGUGCUCUACUUUCAAAUCCUGUGGAUUUUGAGAAGUAAAGUUUCCUCCCUCAACAAAGAAGUUUCUACCAUUCAGGAUACCAGAGUCAUGACAUUUAAAGCCAUUGCUCAGCUAUUUAUACUGGGCUGUUCUUGGGGCCUUGGCUAUUUUAUGGUUGAAGAGUUCGGGAAGGUGAUCGGAUCAGUCAUUGCCUACACAUUCACCAUCAUCAAUGUCCUGCAGGGGGUUUUGCUCUUUGUGGUACACUGUCUCCUUAAUCGCCAGGUGCGAAUGGAAUACAAGAAGUGGUUUAGUGGGAUCUGGAAAGCAAUUGAGACUGAAAGCUUUGACGUAUCUCGCUCUACGAUCCAAACCAAAAUGGAGGAACCAACAACAUCAUCAGAAUUCUAUCGCAGAAGAGACGCUGCGUCUGUUCAACCACAGCCUCAGACUCUGAUCUCUGCUCUUUGGCUAAAACCAGCAAACUGAGCUGCUGUGGACAGCGCCCUCUGGACACAUGGAUGGGACAAAUGCCACCAUCUGUCUUUCUCCUGA
This is a messenger RNA of Puma concolor (puma), 2145 nucleotides long. RefSeq names its product putative adhesion G protein-coupled receptor E4P. Gene Ontology annotation, biological process: cell surface receptor signaling pathway; adenylate cyclase-activating G protein-coupled receptor signaling pathway. The record is from RefSeq and is a predicted model, not a curated record. NCBI's taxonomy places the organism in Eukaryota, Metazoa, Chordata, Mammalia, Carnivora, Felidae. Gene Ontology annotation, molecular function: G protein-coupled receptor activity; calcium ion binding. Gene Ontology annotation, cellular component: plasma membrane.